AUACAGAUUAUCACUUAGGUCUAGUCUUAGUCCUUCCCUUCUCUUCUGUCCACUUUUAGUCUAAGACUCUUAUCCUGUCUUUUCCCCUUAAGGUUUUCAGAUACUAUCAUGAAGUGAAAACUCCAGUUUCUCACUUUGAAUUCAGAAGAGCAUCAACUACAUUCUUAUUCAGAUAUUUAGAACUUUUCUCGUGAGACAUCAACACUCCUCUCUAUGGCAGAAGAGGAUGAGUUGUACUAAAAGUGCAGAAACAUUCUCAGUGCUGAAACUUUUGUGCUGGAGAAAUGUCUUCAGAGUCAGAAAAGGAUAAAGAGAGGCUGGUGCAAGCUGCCAAAACAUUUUUCUUUCACAUGCAAGAUCUUGUUGCCUUCACUAACACAUUUAUAGAAUCGUUUAACAGCACUAUGAAUGCCCAGAUCCACUCCCUGACUGUGAAGGAAGAUGCUAACGUUAAGGAUGUCUUUGAACAACUAUUCACAGUCUUUAAGGAGAUACAGUGUGUCCUGGAGGCAAAGUACGACCAGAUGCAAAAGGAACCUUUAUGUUCCAAGAUUGCAACAGCGAUUUGCUCUAUGGUUGAGAAGAGAGCCAAUGUCAAGGAGCUGCAGCAGUCAGCUAGAGAAAUGUUCAAGAAUGUUCAGACACCAGUUAUCGUUGCUGCACUGAAUAGCAGUAACAUCCUUGGCGCUUUGGAAUCUUCUCUUUCACUCUUGAUGACAUGUCCUAUCAUGAAACUUCAGUUAAGUGACCUCUAUCAAAAAGACACCGAAGACCAAUCAGAGGCCAACACCUCAGAGAAAAACCAAAGUCCAGGUCCAUCCAAAAUCGGUACAGCAGACAUCUUGAAAAAAUUGCAGGAUGUGUUAAAAGCUGAACAUUUCAAGAAUACCAUGGAGUCAGUUGUAAAUCAGUUGGAGCAAAUUGUCAGAACUCUGGCACCAAUCUUAGAGAUCCUCCAAAAAGCCAUAAAUAUUAUGGAAUCCAAGAUUCCUGUGCCCAAGAAAACCAAUGACCAGUAGGAAUGCAAGAGGGGCUCAUUUCUGUCAGAACAUCAGUUCAUGUCCUGAGAAUUUUGAGAGCAUGUUCUAAGACCUUUGCUGCCAGAAAGGUGUUAUAUUAGGAUGUAAGUGCAAAAAGUAGUCACCUGGAAGACCAUUUACCUCAAGUUUUGUUUUAUUCAAAUAAAACUAAUCAAAGAAAGCCUGCUGUCAUGGCAGUUACUAAAAAUAACAUGUUGUUCAGAAAAUCAAGGUAGUGUAUUACAUUUGGGGAUGU
Messenger RNA from Lutra lutra (Eurasian river otter), 1275 nucleotides. It is a transcript of the gene C8H12orf60, whose product is annotated as chromosome 8 C12orf60 homolog. The transcript is spliced from 4 exons. The coding region runs from base 285 to 1019 and encodes 244 amino acids. The record is from RefSeq and is a predicted model, not a curated record. NCBI's taxonomy places the organism in Eukaryota, Metazoa, Chordata, Mammalia, Carnivora, Mustelidae.